UCUCUUCUUGUUUUCUGCUUCUUAUAUCUGUUUUUGCCACUGUCAUGCUGUAAAUUAUUAGCUGCUUGGCACUCUCUUCUUAGUGGAUUUGUAUCUGCUUCUGUGAUUAUGUAAAUGAUCGAUGUUAUUAUUGGUCUUAUUCUUUUUAUUUAUGUUUGUGUUUGUGCUUCUGUUUUAAUGUUUAUUGAUGCUUUUCGGAAAAGUCUAAACGGAAGGAGCUGUAGCCGCCGAGGGGGACAGACCGUGGGUGCCGUUGCCGCUUGUGGAAGGUCUGUAUCUCGGCCCCCAUCACAUCGUUCCUCUUCUCCUCGCGGUCGCUCGAAAGUUUACGUCCAGCUCGUCGCCUCGCAUUAGCCGUUUCUCUCUCUCUCUUUCUCAAGUCUUUUUCUCUCAGUCCGAGUUCGGUCGAUUCUGUCGCGAAGGUCUGCUCUCUGUCCGAGGCUCUGAGCUAACUUCCCUUCCUCGUCGCGGUCACUUCCCAUUUCUCCCUCCGGGUUCGAUCCAGGUGGAACCAUUGAACCAGUCACUUGACCGGUUUUUCAAUGACCGGUUCUGUUCUUGCAACCUUGGUCCCCAGUUCCAAUUGCAAUUCCAGACCAUGGUGGUGGUGGGACUGGCCAUCACUCUCUCAAAGGCCGUCACUGAUUUCUCCUUGGCGCACUACUCCCUCCAUCACCGCCACCGCCACCGUCUUCUCCUCCUCUCAGCAACAAGACAUCGGCAUCAUAACAAGCAUUGAUUCGUCCUCAUCCUCAAUAAGCCCGAGUUUCGAAAGACUGAAAACUCAGAAAGUCAAAGCUCUCGUCCACAGGUCUAAGCAGCACAGAAACAGAAGCACUGACGAUGGUCGACCACGUGAUUCAUCGCCAAAGCCAAACCCUCGUUCAAGAGGAGGAUGGGGGGAUGCUGGAGGAUCCUUCCGUUCUCUUCAUUCUCAGGAGCUCGCUCCCGACACCAGCUUCUUCAGUGUCAAGUCCUUCAGGGAACUAGGCUGCGCUGACUACCUCAUCCAAUCACUCCAAAAGCUCUCUUUCCCGCGCCCUUCCAAUGUACAGGCCAUGGCAUUUGCACCUGUUAUUGCUGGAAAGACUUGUAUUAUAGCUGACCAAAGUGGUUCUGGAAAGACUUUAGCAUAUCUUGCGCCAAUAAUUCAGCGUCUUAGGCAAGAAGAACUAGAAGGACACAGUAAAUCCUCUCCUCAAGCUCCUAGAGUUGUCAUACUAGCACCAACAGCUGAAUUAGCUUCCCAGGUCUUAGAUAAUUGUCGAUCACUGUCUAGAUCUGGGGUUCCAUUUAAAUCUAUGGUUGUCACAGGUGGCUUUCGACAAAGAACUCAACUGGAAACUUUACAACAGGGUGUUGAUGUAUUAAUAGCUACACCUGGCCGUUUUUUGUUCCUUAUGAAGGAAGGCUUCUUGCAGUUAACAAAUCUAAGAUGUGUUGUUUUAGAUGAGGUAGAUAUUCUCUUUGGUGAUGAGGAUUUUGAAGUGGCUCUUCAAAGCUUGAUCAAUUCCUCACCCAUAACUACACAAUACUUAUUUGUGACUGCAACUCUACCAAGAGAUGUUUACAGCAAACUGGUUGAAAUUUUCCCCGAUUGUGAAAUGAUCAUGGGACCUAGUAUGCACCGAAUAAGCCCACGCCUUGAAGAGAUCAUAGUAGAUUGCAGUGGAGAAGAUGGGCAAGAAAAAACUACUGAUACAGCAUUUCUGAACAAGAAAUCUGCUCUUCUGCAGCUUGCAGAGGAACGCCCUGUUCCAAGAACUAUUGUGUUUUGCAACAAAAUUGAAACAUGCAGAAAAGUUGAGAAUGCAUUAAAGCGUAUAGAUAGAAAGGGAGCAGUUAUACAAGUUCUAGCUUUCCAUGCUGCCAUGACACAAGAAUCAAGGCUUGCAAGUAUGAAGGAGUUUGCACGUUCACCGUCAAAACAAGUGUCCCAGUUUAUGGUUUGCACGGACCGAGCAUCAAGGGGAAUAGACUUUUGGGGAGUGGAGCACGUGAUACUGUUCGACUUCCCGAGGGAUCCAAGCGAAUAUGUGAGGCGUGUCGGAAGAACGGCGAGAGGCGCCAAGGGUGUGGGGAAGGCGUUCAUAUUCGUGGUUGGCAAGCAAGUAUCACUUGCACGCAAAAUCAUGGAAAGAAAUAGGAAGGGUCACCCCUUACAUGAUGUCCCUUCUGCUGUUACCUUCUAGUUUUCAGCUCGGCGAUGGUUUGCAAUGCAUGAACUCAUUUUGUGUAUGAAUGAAGAAAAAUUCACGUUUGUUAGUUAUGGUGAUGUGCAAAAUCCAAAGGAACUACUAAUUUAUUCUCUUCUCCUAUUAUCUUAUACUAGUAUAAAGCCCGGGUUACGCCAGGUUGUGUACAUUAUCUAUUUUAUUGUAUUUAUUAUAUAGUUUAUUUAUAAAAAAAUUAAUAUAUAUUUAUAA
Molecule: messenger RNA, 2426 nt
Organism: Arachis stenosperma
Lineage: Eukaryota; Viridiplantae; Streptophyta; Magnoliopsida; Fabales; Fabaceae
Product: DEAD-box ATP-dependent RNA helicase 50-like
Exons: 9
Coding region: 543-2192 (549 amino acids)
Molecular function (GO): ATP binding; RNA helicase activity; nucleic acid binding
Source: RefSeq, a predicted model, not a curated record